UCGCCGGGCUCCACAGCGGCAUCAGUCAACGAUCGUUCUCUGUGUUCUACGACGACAAAAAUCAAAAAAUUAAAUAAAUAAAUAUGUUCAAGAAACCAAAAAUGAUUGUUUUCCAAGCCGUGAUGAUUUGCGUCAUCUUGGGCAUGGCUCACGGCUCGCCGCUUAAAUCCUUUACCCGUCAGCCUGUGGCUCAUCAACGGGUCGCGGUCGCACGGGUGGGAGUUCCCCUAAUCAAAAGUGAUGAUGUGAACGCCGUUGUGGUAUCCCGAUCGGAUGAUGUGCGUCCCGAUGGAUUCGAUACAAGCCUGGACACCUCCAAUUCUAUCAGUAGCAUCGCCAGCGGCGAUGCUUACGGCAACAUCCACGGCUCCUUCGGCUGGAUCUCGCCCGAAGGCAAGCACAUCCAGAUCUCCUAUGUUGCCGAUGAGAAUGGCUAUCAGCCACAGGGCGACGUUCUGCCCACUCCCCCACCAGUGCCAAUCGAAAUCCAGCGCGCCCUGGAUUAUAUUGCUGCACAUCCUCCAGCGCCCGAGGGCCAAAUUGUGAGGAAAGCAAUAUUUGGCUAAUCAGCUAUGAUUAAAUAAUAACUCUAAAAAA
Drosophila navojoa is the source of this 597-nucleotide messenger RNA. RefSeq names its product larval cuticle protein 2. NCBI's taxonomy places the organism in Eukaryota, Metazoa, Arthropoda, Insecta, Diptera, Drosophilidae. Gene Ontology annotation, cellular component: chitin-based extracellular matrix. The record is from RefSeq and is a predicted model, not a curated record. Gene Ontology annotation, molecular function: structural constituent of chitin-based larval cuticle.